AUGGACCAGGACCACCUGUUUCACAUAGGCAUGAAUGUGACCAAGAGUACAUUUAGUAAUUCUGCUGUACUAAAACUGCUCAAUGAUCCGUUGGAACAUUUCGAUGUAGUUAUCGCGGAGUGGAUGUUCAACGACAUUUAUUCCGGUUUUUCAGCUGUAUUCAACUGUCCAUACAUUUGGUCCUUCUCUCACGAGCCCAACUUCGACGCUUUAAGUCUUAUUGACGAGCCAACUAGUCCGGCGUAUACAGCUAACGUUCAAUUCAGCGAUAUACCACCGUUCAACUUCAGACAACGUGUUUUUGCCUUGUGGUUUCAAACAACAUCCAAAUUCAAACACAACAUCUUCUACGAACCUGUACUUAGAGAUUUUUACGAAAACACUUUUGGACCUGCAACGGUUAAGAGAGGAAGAAAAUUCCCACCAUAUGAUGAGGUCAAACACAAUGCUUCACUAAUGUUAGGCAACUCGCACGUCUCAAUUGGUCAGGCAAUUAGACUACCUCAAAGCUACAUCCCCAUUGCUGGAUACCACAUUGAAGAUGUUAAGCAAUUACCUGAGGACUUGAAACAAAUAAUGGAUAGCGCAAAGGACGGAGUUAUUUAUUUUAGCUUGGGAUCGAAUUUGAAGAGUAAGGAUUUGCCCGACGAGGUCAAAGCAGAUCUGCUAAAAGUUUUUAGCGAAUUCAAUCAAACCGUCAUUUGGAAAUUUGAAGAAACUUUGCAAAAUAAACCAGAUAAUGUUCAUAUAAUUAAAUGGGCACCACAGACCAGUAUUUUAGCUCAUCCGAAUUGCGCUCUAUUCAUCACACACGGAGGCCUACUCUCCACGACUGAAGCUGUACAUUUUGGCGUUCCAUUGAUAGGGAUACCUGUGUUCUUCGAUCAAAACUUCAACGUCGACUUCUCUGUAAAAAGAGGUAUCGCUCUGAAAGUCGUUUUAACCGAAAACGGAGCGAAAGAUUUACGGAACGCGAUACAUGAAAUCCUGACUAACCCUAAAUACCGUCAGAAAAUGAAGGAGACUUCUUUCAUCUACCAUCACCGUCCCACGCCACCUGGCCAGGCACUGGUGCAUUGGGUGGAGCAUGUAGUCAAAGGGAACUACCAUAUAUUGGCAGUAGAUGGCGCCUUAGAAAUGAUGAAAAAA
Iphiclides podalirius (scarce swallowtail) is the source of this 1149-nucleotide messenger RNA. The record is from the annotation of a GenBank genome assembly. Lineage: Eukaryota; Metazoa; Arthropoda; Insecta; Lepidoptera; Papilionidae.